Peniophora sp. CBMAI 1063 is the source of this 2925-nucleotide messenger RNA. NCBI's taxonomy places the organism in Eukaryota, Fungi, Basidiomycota, Agaricomycetes, Russulales, Peniophoraceae. The record is from the annotation of a GenBank genome assembly.
AUGCAGUCCACCACAGAAAUAUUCAACCGCCCACCCUCAAUAGCCGAAGAUGCCCUGCACUACUCCCUCCACCCCGCACCCUCCUCCUCCUCCAAAACAGACGUCUCGGCCCUAGCGCUGUCCAUCCAAUCUUACCUCGACUCGACGCUCAGGGGCUUCAUCUGGCACCGCGACUCUUUCGAGCUCAAGCUUAUGCAAGACGAGGACACGAAGCAGUACUACAUUGGUGGCGAUAUGCGCGUGGGGGACUCGAUUGAUGACGAGUGGUGUGCGGUGUGGUUGUUGAAGGAGAUCAGCGCGCGGUGGGAUGUUGCCGUCAGCGUGUACGACUCGGACGGCGACUUCCUCCUAAUCGAAGCAGCCGACGCGCUCCCAAACUGGGUAACACCGACCGUAUCCGAAAACCGCGUCUGGAUCUAUGCCGCGCAGCUCCACCUCAUCCCUCUCAAGCACGUCUCACCACCCCACACCGUGCGCCGUAAACGCCGGAUCUACGCCGACGACGAUGAGCUCGCGGGGUUUGCCGAUGUCAGUGCGGAUCCUGAGGCGGCGGGGGAAUGGCUUGCUGUAUCAGACGCUCUGAGGAUUGUGAGGGACUCUGCUGUCGAUACGCGUGCGCCUAGCGCUGUUGAAGAGAUUGUGUGGAACCGUAUCAGUGGAUAUCCCGCCGCUCUGGCAUCACAUGUGCACACGACCAAGGCAUUUCUGCCUGUAGACGUCGCAAAAGCCCUAGCAUCGAACCCAUCUCUCGUGCAAAAGGCCGUAGAGACGUUCUACACGCGCGAUCCUGCCCAAUUACGCGCCGCCCACAAAAUGACCCGCUUCCCACCCUCGCAAUCCGUCCUGCGCCGCGUCCGCCUCACACGUACCGCAUACGCCCAGCUCGUCGGUCAGAAGUUCUACCCGCCCAAGAUAUUCGGCACGUUCCGAGAGCCCGAAGGGAGCGCGAUGUGGAGAUGGCGAGAUGUCGGGAUGAAGAUCGCAUGUGGCUUCGAGAUGCUCUACCAAGAGAGUAAAUCCCGGUCUGACUCUACCUCGGACGCUCUCCGCUCAGCUGCCGAUGCGCGCAAAGACGCUCUCCGGCGCGACCCCGAAUACACCUCCUACAACCAAACGCUUAUCUCGACCAACUACUUCUCCUCCGAACUCGAAGGAUCGGCGAAAUGGACCGAGCUCGAGGAUAAAGCCGCGGACGUGUUCAUCCGCACGCGGCAGUCUGACUCGACAUCCACUCGGGCAUCUUUCGCGAGUCUGGUAAACGCCGCCAUCACGACUGCGCCGACCGACGUCGACUCGGAGCUCGAUGCCGUUGAAGACUCGGACGAAUGGCUCAACGUAGACGCCGCGUCAUUCGACACGCUCCUCGCUGACCGAAUGAACCCCAACCCCUCCACCAAAUUCUCCUCCUCACAGUCCAAGUCCAAGCCGGCCGACGCCAUGGACGUCGACACCAACCAAAAGCAGGGUGGAGAUGGGGACGACGGCGAGAUGAGCGACGGCGAGCUCAAAGCGGCCGAAGACAUGCUGGCCAAAGAGCAAGCGGCGCGCUUAUCAGAUCUGGCGAGGAAAGUGGAGAAGUUCCUCGGCGCGAAGGGCGAUGUUGAGGGUGCGCGGUUCGAUGACGAGAAGUCCGACGACGACGACGACGACGAAGACGGAGAAGGAGAUGCGCUCAGCGACUUCAGCGACGAGCACUUCUCCUCUUCCUCCUCCUCCGACUCUGAUGCAGACGAGGCAGAACAAGUCGAGACCGCAGCAUCGCGCGCCGCACGUCAAGCGGCCAUGGAUCAACUCGUGCCACCCUUACCAGCCUCCGAAUACGGCCAAAUGCCCGCAUCCUACCACUCGAACUCGCAACGCGUAGCGCGCGCGACCGUGCACACCGACACCCUCGGCGGCAUCCCCUCCACCUCCACCUCCACCGCAACAUCCCACCCAACCACCGCACCAUUUGAACCACCUCGCCAGCCCCGCGCCCCGAUCCUCAUGCGCGACCGCUACGAAGGCGUCGACUCGGACGACGAAACGGACGCCUCCUCGGCCGACGAAGCCGGCGCCGAGUCGGACGCGGAGAACCAGCCGCAGAUCGUGGACGACAUGGGGGACGUCGAGGUGGACAUGGCCGAGGAGGAGGACGAGUUUCUGGACUUUGCGCGGGGCGCGCUGGGGAUUGGGGAGGAGGAGUGGGCGGGGAUUGUGAGGGAGCGGAGGGCGCGGGGCGCGUUCGUGCCGGCGCACAGUACCGCCAAAAAGACCUCGUCCUCAACAUCCGCGGGCACAAGCGCAAACGCAACAAAAGCCAACGAGCCCCAACUCCGCGCGCCCAAACCCGGCCCACGCCCGAACGCCAAUCCGAACCUCGACUCUUUCGAGGCCGUUAUGCAAGCUAUGGAGAGCGAGCUUGCGCGUUCGCGCGCGGCGAAGGAGCCGUUCAGGGCUCCCAAGUCUGCGGCUGGCGUAACGAAGGGCAAGGCGAAGGCGAGAGAGGAUAUAGGGAAGGGGAAGGGGAAAGAGACGCUAGAGGACGCAGCGGCGGCCCUGCAAGCGUCCGUCGCCGAUCAGCUAAACGCAACGAUGAAAGCCGGCGCCGCUUCCGUCAAAUCCCAAUUCUCUACUGCCGCCCACACCGACGCAGACGAAGACGAAGAGAUGGACAUCGACAUCGAAGCCGCGAUGGACCGUGAGCUGCGCGCCGCUCUCGCCUCCUCCACCAACAACCCCGAUGACUCCGCUGACGAUGAUGGCGAUUAUGACGGCGAAGUCGACGAGGACGGCUUACCGCUCAAUAUGGAGGGCGGGCUCGAUUAUAACCUCAUCAAGAACUUCUUGGAGAGUUUUAAGAGCCAGGGAGGGUUGGCGGGUCCGGUUAGUAGUCUUGCGGGGAGGUUGCAGCCGGGGUGGGGGUUACCGAGGGACGAGGCGUGA